Molecule: messenger RNA, 744 nt
Organism: Fukomys damarensis (Damara mole-rat)
Lineage: Eukaryota; Metazoa; Chordata; Mammalia; Rodentia; Bathyergidae
Gene: Spata46
Product: spermatogenesis associated 46
Exons: 3
Coding region: 1-744 (247 amino acids)
Biological process (GO): fertilization
Cellular component (GO): nuclear membrane
Source: RefSeq, a predicted model, not a curated record
AUGGAGAACUUCUCACUCCUUAGCAUCUCUGGACCUCGAAUCUCUUCCUCUGCCCGGAGCACUUUUCCUGACAUUUUGUCCUCAUGUUCCACCAGCUUGCCAGACAUUGCAAAGACAGUGGUACCCAAGGAGGCUGCCAAUCCAGCACAGUCCUUGCCACCCCAGUACCAAAGAAGCACUCUCCGGCAUGGGGUACAUAGCAGAGUGCCCUUCCCAGACUGCAUGCCAGGGGACACCCCAAACGGAAAGCAGUUGAGGCGCAACUGCAUCAUCUACCGACCCUGGUUCUCCCCAUACAGCUACUUUGUGUGCCUGGACAAAGAGAGCCACCUGGAGGCCUGCAGCCUCCCAGAAGUGGAACAGGACGGGUGUGGAGGGGAUAGCAGCCUUCUUGAGGAUGUGGCUGAGAGUGUCUGCUCCUCCUCUUCCUCCCCAGAGAACACAUGUCCCCUGGAGGCCACCAGAAAAGCCAGGCAGAGCCUGGACUCCAUAGAUUACAUCACAUCCCAGGACAUCCUAGUGGCCUCUAAGUGGUACCCAGCCCAGCAGAAUGGCUACAAAUGUGCAGCCUGUUGUCGCAUGUACCCUACUCUGCAGUCUCUCAAACGCCACAUCAGGUGGGGGUUCAAGGAGGGCUUCAGCUGCAGGGUAUAUUACCGCAAGCUCAAAGUCCUCUGGAGCAGGGAGCAGAAGGCUCGGCCUGCAGACAGGCUUUCUUCAGGCAUCCGCCAGGCCUUCAAGUAG